AAAAAGCCAGGCUGCGCGCUGCGACCACCGUGUUGUCAGCGAGGGGAGACGUGGUAAACUCGCUGGGAUCUAUUCUCGCCGACUGCCCUUUCUCUCGAUCCCUCUUCGCCCCCGCGCCCUCUGCAGCCAAUAGUUCUCUCCCGGGCGCUCUGCCCGGCCUGCGGAGACGGACGGACGGACAGCGCUGCCUCCCGACGGCUCCUCUGCGGGGCUUGCCUCUUGGACCCCCGGGGCGGGGUGGUGGGGGGAGACAAGGCGCUCAGUAAGUAGCUUGGCUGCCCGAGCCGUCUGGUGAAGCGAGAGGCGCGGAAGAGACCGAAGCGGCGCUCCAGCGAGGGGGUGGAUUUCCAAGCACGCUUCCAGCCGUGGGGACCGGCUGAGCGCUGGAAAAGCGCAGCCGCGAGCUUGCGGGUCGCCGGAGAAAGCCCUGCUUGGAAAACACAAUGACACAACAAGGCUGAAGGCUGGGCUGGGAAAGUCAUCCUUUGUAUCAGAUCAGAUCCAACAGUGACAUUGCCACCAGUGUGCGGUGUGUCCCCCUUGCCAUGGCUAAGAGUGCAGAAGUAAAACUGGCCAUCUUUGGCCGAGCUGGAGUAGGAAAGUCAGCUCUCGUUGUACGUUUUCUGACCAAACGGUUCAUUUGGGAGUAUGACCCUACUCUUGAGUCCACUUAUCGUCAUCAAGCCACCAUUGAUGAUGAAGUUGUUUCCAUGGAAAUACUAGAUACAGCUGGGCAGGAGGAUGUCAUUCAGAAGGAAGGGCAUGUACGGUGGGGUGAAGGAUUUGUGCUGGUGUAUGACAUCACAGAUAGAGGCAGCUUUGAAGAAGUCCUUCCCCUAAAGAACUUGUUAGAUGAAGUCAAAAAACCCAAGAACGUUACUUUGAUCCUAGUUGGGAACAAAGCAGACCUGGACCACUCCAGGCAGGUCAGUACUGAAGAAGGGGAGAAGCUGGCCACGGAACUAGCUUGCGCCUUUUACGAAUGCUCUGCAUGUACAGGAGAAGGCAACAUUAUGGAAGCUUUUUAUGAGCUUUGCCGGGAAGUGCGACGCCGCAAAAUGGUUCAAGGCAAGACUCGGAGGCGAAGUUCCACUACUCACGUGAAGCAAGCAAUUAACAAGAUGCUUACCAAAAUUAGCAGCUAAAAUACCUGGGUUUUUUCUUUCUUUCAAAAGAGGUGUAUUUUGCAGGAAGAGGGAACAGAAGGCUUAACCGUGUUUGUCAAUAGGAUGGUCAAAGCUUUGCAUCAUCAUCAUCAUCAUCAUCCCAUCACCUCAUUAUUCUUGAAGUUGAGAGAUGCAAAGGAAGUUUCAGGAAUGGUAAUACAUGCUCUGCUCCAGUUUUGUUGAUCGCCAAAUCAUAUCGUUAAAAAAAGUAUGUGUGGAAGAUGUAUCAGACUGUAUCAGGAAUUUACCCAUCACCACUGGUUUUGUAUGCUCACGUGUGGCUCUUAUAUGAUGGCUUAUCAUUGUCUAAGAGGUGACCAUCAAGUCUUUAUGGGAUGCAGUAGCUUUCUAACUCUGGUAAGUGCACCACCACAGCCUCCAGAAAGCCACUUCAUAAGCCAUUGACAUGAGAUGUCCAAAGAAAUGGAACAUUACCACACAACUUCAUCUAGUCCAAACAUCCAAGCGAGGAAAAAGAUGUUAAUAAUGAAUGUGUGAAUUGGUCAAUUUCAAUUUUACUUAAUUUUGCCUUUUUUCAACCAUAAAUUCAUUUUCUUCUACA
Candoia aspera is the source of this 1728-nucleotide messenger RNA. It is a transcript of the gene RERG, whose product is annotated as RAS like estrogen regulated growth inhibitor. Gene Ontology annotation, molecular function: GTPase activity; GTP binding. Lineage: Eukaryota; Metazoa; Chordata; Lepidosauria; Squamata; Candoiidae. The transcript has 5 exons. Bases 546 to 1145 code for a protein of 199 amino acids. The record is from RefSeq and is a predicted model, not a curated record.